This is a messenger RNA of Sapajus apella (tufted capuchin), 1359 nucleotides long. RefSeq names its product nephrocan-like. The transcript is spliced from 3 exons. The record is from RefSeq and is a predicted model, not a curated record. NCBI's taxonomy places the organism in Eukaryota, Metazoa, Chordata, Mammalia, Primates, Cebidae. Gene Ontology annotation, molecular function: protein binding.
AUGGUACCACUGUCUGACUUCAACCAAGUGUUGGCUCUAGAAGAUUUUAUUCUGCUUGCCAGUGGAACAGAGUCAGUAGAAAAUGACACCUUCAAAACUCUGGGUACUUUGAAGACCUUAGAACUCUGGAAAAAUAAGUUAAGACAAGUCCCUAGUGCUCUCCCAGCCAGCCUUGAAGUGUUAAUUCUAAAUGAUAACUCAAUAAAUGUCCUACAUGGAUCAGAUUUUGAAGGACUGAUGAAAUAAAAAAUCCUUGAACUUAAAAACAACCUGAUCUCUUCCCUCUCUCCCAGCAUGAUUUCCUCCCUUGUCAGUUUGCAAAGUUUGAUAUUGGAUGGCAACGAUAUGGAGGCUAUAGCUGGACCACUGUUACUUCCCCAUCUGACACAUACGAGUUUGGAGAAUAAUAAACUACAUCUUAUACCAGGUAGCUUCUUUACUUCUCUACAGUCUUUGCAAUUUCUCAGUUUCAGUGGUAACUUUCUGACUAAAGUUCCUAUCAAUCUACCCAAAUCCUUGCUAUCUUUAAAGAUGGAAAGAAACCAGCUCAGAAUGGUAAGGUUUCAAGACAUGAAACACUUGGAGAAUCUUUCCCAUCUUUACCUGUCAGAAAACUUACUCUCUUCCAUCAAUGGGGCACAGCAACUUACAAAUUUAACUACUCUUGAGUUGUCCCAAAACCAGCUGCAAAUGUUGCCCUGCAAACUGCCAGUAAAGCUACAAAAACUUGACUGUAGCAAUAAUCUGACUGAGAAAGUUACAGCACAAGACUUCUAGGACCUUUGAGACUUGAAGCAUUUGUUUCUGGACAACAACAUUGUGAGUUUGUUCGAAGCUGGAGCCCUGCAGAGGUGUUCUCAGCUUUCCGACCUGGCCCUGGAGCAGAACCUGCUAUUGUCCAUACCCCUAAGGCUCCCAGGGACCUUAGCUAGGCUGGACCUAAAAGGCAAUGCCAUCCGGGAUAUUUCUGAAAGGGAGGUCAGGGACCUCAAGCAGCUUCACGUUCUAAACCUGAGGAACAACAAAAUCUCUGCCUUAGACCUGAAAGCCUUAGAGAGUCUGCCUUGCCUCAGGCACCUCUGCCUGGAUGGAAAUCCCUGGAAUUGCACCCGCAGUCUCCUAAAAGCAAGAGAAGCCCUGAUGGCCAAGGGCAAAGAUGUAAGGGGAGGACAAUGUGCAGCACCAGCUGAACAUCAAGGGGAGAGCUGGAUGUCUUCCAAGAAGAUCAUGAGGCAAUGUGAGCAUCACGUACAUCUGACUGAGAAAAACAAAGAGACCAAAAAGAAAUCAAAACCUGACGACCCCUCCAGCAUCAGAAUCAACAUGGAUGAUGAUGAUUAUGACUAUGAAAUAGACUAA